This is a messenger RNA of Saprolegnia diclina VS20, 2086 nucleotides long. RefSeq lists its product as hypothetical. Gene Ontology annotation, biological process: cell wall (1->3)-beta-D-glucan biosynthetic process. Gene Ontology annotation, cellular component: cell wall. Gene Ontology annotation, molecular function: 1,3-beta-glucanosyltransferase activity. The transcript is spliced from 8 exons. Lineage: Eukaryota; Oomycota; Saprolegniomycetes; Saprolegniales; Saprolegniaceae. The record is from RefSeq and is a predicted model, not a curated record. Bases 10 to 2016 code for a protein of 668 amino acids.
UAACCGUCCAUGUUUCGCAGGUCGCCUUUCUCAAAUGCCAGAGGUAAACGAAAGAUGCCCAACUCGGUCUGGAGCGUGAGUGGCCGGACGCUGCUCAAGGACGGCACUGUCUUUUUCAUUCGGGGCAUCAACUACCAGCCAACGCCGAUUGGCAAGUGGGGCGGCGGCGACUUGCUCUUGGAGCCCGACCUUUGGCGACGCGAUCUGCCGCUGCUUCGGAACCUCAACGCCAACGCAGUCAAAGUCUACAACUACAGCCCUGGAAAUGUGUUGGGGCACAUGGCCUUCCUUGACGCGGCCUACAACGCGGGUGUCAACCCUCUAUACGUCAUGUUCUCGGUCUGGGUGCCCCCGACAGUCAUGCAGGCGGGUGUGCCCCUCAAUAGCCCCCUCUUCCAGACGUACGUCACAGCCUACCUUGCCAUGGCCACCGAGGUUUCGUGUCACGCGGCCACGAUGGGCUUUGUCAUUGCGGGCGAGAUCAACUUGCUACCCGAUUUGGCGACGCCGCUCUUUUGGCAGAAAUUCAAUGCGCUCACGCAGGCGGCGCGCACGGGCAUGUCGAUCGCGGGCUGUGCAAACACCAAGAUCCUCACGAGCAACUUUAUCGAUGAUUACGGGCAGACGAUCGCCUACGGCGAGCAAAACGGCGCAACGGUCGACAUCUGGGGCAUUGACGUGUACGACAACCGGUUCAGCGCUGCCAAGGUGCAAGCCCACGCCCAGAUCACGCAGCGGCCCAUCAUCUUUUCCGAGUACGGAGUGCCGUUCGCCAGUAACGCCUACGAAGUGUUUGACCAAACGCAAUGGAACGUUGGGGGGUACCUCAUGACGAUGGCGAAGUUUCUCGAAAGCAACUUUAUGCGCCGCGACGACAGCAAGAUGCCGGUGCUUGUCGGCGGCUUUGUCUUCGAGUACUCGGACGAAUGGUGGAAGGAGACCAGCCCGAGCAGCCACGACAUGGCGCACGCCCCUCUCGGGCCGUUCUUGCCACUGGGCUACUUUGCGGAAGAGCAUUUCGGUAUCUUCUCGAUUGCGGCGACGUCGGGGCCCGACGCCAUGGCGCCUCGCACGAUCGCUGCUCAGCUCGGUGGGCUCUGGUCGACGAAAAUCGAUGGUCAACCGUGGACCUCGCUCAACGCCCUUGUGUUUCCAGUGCCUCAACCACCUACAAACUAUUGCAAUGCGUCGAGCGCUGACAUUGCUGUGGGCCUAUCGGUCUACAACGACCCGAUUUGCGGCCAAGGCGGCGGGGCCAUGGGCUGCCGCAAUUCCUAUUGCCGAAUCUGCCGACUGUUUUGGACGCCCCAGAGCGCGCCGUACGUCGGGUGUCCGCCACCAGUCGUCACAGCUACGUCACCGUGCGUCAACACGACGAUGGUUUGCGCCAACGGCAUGGUGCUCUUUGCGAACUCGACCUGUCAGUUUGACACGUGCCCCACACCAGUGUGUGCGGUCGACACCGCUGGCUUGCAACAGGGCCUUGGCAGCAUCUAUGACCCCUUAUGCGUCACCAAUGUCCAAGCCGACGGAUGUGACGUUUAUCGCCGCGGCUGUCGUCUAUGUCGCCAGCCAGGCUCCCGCAACACGGUAUAUGCGGAUUGCCCCGUGGCAGCCAACGCCCCAGUACCGUGCAUUGUGACGCAAGCCGACUUGAACAUUGGGAUUGACGUCACGCUGAACCCAUCUUGCGCUGCAAUUGGCGGUAUUGGCUGUGACCCGUGGCGCCCCAGCUGCCAAUUCUGCAAGUUUCGAGUCUCCGCUCAGAGCACCAACUUGCUCCCGUGCCCCGGUGUCAACGUCACGCAAAUGCACUCGUCCCAGUUGGCUUUGAACGCUUCGUCCAACGUGCCACCAGCUUCGACGUUGACAGGCAUCGCUGUCAUUUGCGCCGUCGUCGCAGCCACAGCGGUAAUGGUCUUGGCCGUGAAGGCCGUGCAGGCUCGUCUCGCGCGCCAAGCCCCGCGAAAGGACCAAAUCGUCGUUAUCACCCCCCGUGGACCCCACAUUCUCUAGCAUUGCGAUCAACGCUUCAUUCUCCAUAAUCCAGUUGCUCCUUUCUUCGUCGAGGCCUUCUCUGCUAACG